AUGCUUGUUACAGCGGAUUUAACAUUGGCUCUCGGAGGCCUUGUUGUUGCAGUGUUAAUCCUUUAUGUGACUGCUAGGAAGUGGCAGCGUCUGGACAUUCACAAGUGCGUGAAAGGGCCCCUCCGGGGCUAUCUCUCGAGUUCGUAUCCACCGUCCGCUGUGCAGGAAAAGGAGCCUGCCCCAUCACCCCAAUAUCAGGGCCUCCUACCACCACUGCGUAGGGAAUUCUUGCAAGAUAUUCGCCAACCUAUAUGUUACCAACGUAUUCGAUGUCCUCCCGUCACGGAAGAACAGGUUAAGCGGUCGAUUCUGCCAAUGGAGUCAAAUUAUAUGCUUUGCAAUGAUAUUAAAUAUACCCCAACUGGAUUUUCAACUGAAGACAUCAAGGCGUUGGGUGACUUUCCCGAUUAUGCCACUCUGAGUGGUGUUCCAUUACCAGAGCCAUAUCCGGAAUUUGAUAUCGCCAAGGCCAUUCCAAGACCUUAUAGGCCAUUCCGCUGGAAUUAUCAUCAGACAAUGUCACUCGCAAGGCUGGAUACCAAUUGGUGGCUUGAGCUGGAGAACACAUAUAAAGAACGAGUUGCAGAGAGAAUGGGCCUCUAUCGCAAAUGUGGAAAGGAAGUGCUGGAUUAUCUUCCUGGGUCGGAACUUGCAUGCAAGGAACUCAUGGAGAUGUCUUUACAAUUCCUUUGCGCUCGAUAUCCCCACUACUUUUCCCUUUCCCGAGACAAGCGGUUUUUCAACAAUGGUAUACUUGGCACAGUAGAGGAUCUACAGGCAGCACAUCCUAUCGAAAUAUUGAUGGCAAAUAUUCCCGAAGAUUUUGCCAUUAUGUUGAGAGAUGAGAAAACAGGAAAUUAUUACCUACGAGCGGGAGCUACCUGUUCCUCUUUGGGGUGGAACCUUGGGACUAAAAUGGGUCUUCAGCUCCACGAGAUUCAUGGCCCUAUUCCUGAUUAUAAAGAAAAGAUGCAAUUUUCUAUGGGCCGAUACUUCUCAAAAAUGCCUACCGAUAAGCCCAUCCAACGUGGCUCUUGGGGUCUAGAAGUUGAUAUGCCCCUAUACAUGCCACCAGGCGACCCUCACGAAUUGCUCCGCUUAUCUCAAAGUCCGGAUCUAAAGCUUUCCGACUGCUACCUUCGAGUAGACUGGCAGUCACUUCGGCGCCUUCCUUUAUCAGGCGCCAUUGUAUUCAACUAUCGGGCUGUCUUCACCCCUGUGUCUGAGUUUAAGGAUGAACCAGGAAUUCCUGGAUUAUUGGUGAAGAUUCUCGAAGAAGCAAAGAAAUCAAUUAUGGAGUACAAGAGUACGUGGCAUGUCGAGCACGUUGUUCUGCCUGCGUUCAAGCAGUGGGCAAAAGAGCAGGAAGAGAGUGGUCUGGUAGAGAAAGAUUGGAACGUCUGCACUUUGGAGGAGAGCCCGUAUUUUAAGGGGUGGGAGGAGAAGUGGCACCAUCAGCAGGGGUUUUAA
This is a messenger RNA of Arthroderma uncinatum, 1470 nucleotides long. RefSeq lists its product as uncharacterized. The transcript has 3 exons. Lineage: Eukaryota; Fungi; Ascomycota; Eurotiomycetes; Onygenales; Arthrodermataceae. The coding region runs from base 1 to 1470 and encodes 489 amino acids. The record is from RefSeq and is a predicted model, not a curated record.